Molecule: messenger RNA, 1199 nt
Organism: Talpa occidentalis (Iberian mole)
Lineage: Eukaryota; Metazoa; Chordata; Mammalia; Eulipotyphla; Talpidae
Gene: BCCIP
Product: BRCA2 and CDKN1A interacting protein
Exons: 7
Coding region: 2-949 (315 amino acids)
Cellular component (GO): nucleus
Source: RefSeq, a predicted model, not a curated record
CAUGGCGUCCAGGCCCAAGCGCCGCGCGCUGGGCGGUGUGGCCCCCAGACCUCCGGGCGCCCCGGAGCCGCGCGAUGAGCACGAGGUGGACGAAGACGAAAUUGAGGACGCGACCGAGGACGACGAGGAUGAAGACAGCGACGAGGAGGAGGACGACGAGGUGGUGGACGAGGAAGUGAAUGUUGAUUUUGAAGCGUACGCCAUCUCGGCCAGCGAUUAUGACGGAAUUAAGAAGUUGCUGCAGCAGCUUUUCCUAAAGGCUCCUGUGAACACUGCAGAGCUAACAGAUCUCUUAAUUCAGCAGAACCACAUUGGGAGUGUGAUUAAGCAAACAAGUGUUUCAGAAGACAGUGAUGACGAGAUGGACGAAGACGAGAUUUUUGGCUUUAUCAGUCUCUUCAAUUUAACGGAGAGAAAGGGUACCCAGUGUGCGGAGCAGAUUAAAGAGUUGAUUCUGAGCUGCUGUGAGAAGAACUGUGGGAAGAGCAUGGUUGAGCAGCUGGAGAAGCUUUUAAAGGACACCACCAAGCCUGUGGGCUUCCUGCUGAGCGAGCGGUUCAUCAACGUGCCCCCGCAGGUCGCCCUGCCCAUGCACCAGCAGCUGCAAAAAGAAAUAGCAGAGGCACAGAAGACCAACAAGCCCUGUGGGAAGUGCCACUUCUACCUGCUGAUUAGCAAGACCUUUGUGGAAGCGGGAAAAAACUCCAAACAGAAGGGGAACAGCCAGGACAAAGAAGGGCUGAUGUUUGCAAACGCGGAGGAAGAAUUCUUCUACGAGAAGGCAGCCCUGAAGUUCAGCUACUCGGUGCAAGAGGAGAGCGACACGCGCCUGGGAGGCCGGUGGUCCUUUGACGACGUGCCGAUGAAGCCCUUGCGGACAGUGAUGCUGGUCCCCAGCGACAGGAUGGGUGCGGUCAUGGAGAAGCUGAGGGACUACCUGUCUGUCUGACCGUUUCCUGCUGGGUGGGGGGCUUGCAUUUGUGAAGUAACCGGAAGACUGAAGAUCUUACUGGAAAACUCAUGACUUUAUUCAGAUUAAGGUCCUCUACAAAAUGUAGGGUCUGUCACCCGUGUCUGUGACACAGUACAAAAUAUUUUCAUUUUGUUCGAAUUAUGAAUGUUUAAAAACUUUUCCAAUAAAAAGAAAAACAUGAAUAGUAAUUUAAAGAACUCAAUAAAAACUUCUAUUUCUUAUCUUU